AUGCUAGAACGCAUAACCCAGGCACAGACUGCGAACAACAACUCCGAUGGCUCGUUUCUUAUCCUGGUGGCGUCACUUUGCGCAGCAGUCGUAGCUAGUCUGCGGCGAAGACGCGGCCUUUACGGUGCAGUAACCGUAGAUGGCUCUUUCGAUAUAGCCGAGCGUCUAGGGCUAUGGGACCGGAACAGGCUCAUUUCCCUGGACUGGGUGCUAGCAAUGUACAAUUUUUCCAGUGCUACGCACCACGAACACGGUAUUGGAUCACCACUUGCCCACCGAUUAAGCGCAGAGGCCGCCAUGGGUGUCAAAUAUCUUCUCUAUCAUGACUUCGAUCAGAUGACAUUUCUGGACCAACAGAUCUUGAAGAGACUGUACUGGCUCAUCUAUGCGGGCCAAUCGCAUGAACAGGUCAACGCGCUAAUACCGCUUGAUGCAUCCGACGAGAGCUUGCUCGCGGGCAUUUCCCAGGCAUUGCACUCUUCUCCUUCACGAUCAUACAUUCCUGGUCUGAAUGCACUUGCACGUCUGUUCUUGAUCUGGCAAGCGAGCCAGUCUGUUCCCAUCAAGACCAUGGAGCACCUGCAAGAGAGCAUGAAACAAGCCCAGCAAGCGUUAGCCGACUUGCCACCCCAGCUGAAGUGGAGAAGUCGGCCGGGCAGUCCGCUGAGCGGAGAAGAGCGCGUGAUCGGGGGAGAUUUUGGGACUGACGUGCAAACAGUCAAUCUUAAAGUCACGCAAUUGCAUAUCCGUGCGAACCUACUAGAGCAGAUGAACGGGCUGGCUCGCGCUCAGAAUGUAUUACUUACACCGACUUUCAUAUCCGAGGAGCGGCACCGCGUAGUCGACGAGCUACUUGACAUUUUGUAUCACAUGCCCAACGAAGUCUUCGACGCGAACGGCUACAGCGUCGUCCCAAAAAUUCGCGAUAUUGGUGGCGCGCUGCUCGAUGAAGUAAGGACCGGGAAGAACUCGAUGUCCGGUGUCAAGACCAGCAAUUAG
This is a messenger RNA of Didymosphaeria variabile, 999 nucleotides long. RefSeq lists its product as uncharacterized. The record is from RefSeq and is a predicted model, not a curated record. The transcript has 3 exons. NCBI's taxonomy places the organism in Eukaryota, Fungi, Ascomycota, Dothideomycetes, Pleosporales, Didymosphaeriaceae. The coding region runs from base 1 to 999 and encodes 332 amino acids.